This is a messenger RNA of Saprolegnia parasitica CBS 223.65, 585 nucleotides long. RefSeq lists its product as hypothetical. NCBI's taxonomy places the organism in Eukaryota, Oomycota, Saprolegniomycetes, Saprolegniales, Saprolegniaceae. The transcript has a single exon. The annotation marks the transcript as partial. The record is from RefSeq and is a predicted model, not a curated record.
AUGGAUCCUUACCACAACUACGGCCACCCGAACCAGGGCCCGCCCGGCCACCCGGGCAUGAACAACGGCGGCGGCCACCCGGGCAUGAGCAACGGCGCUGGCCACCCGGGCAUGCCCGGCCGCCCCAUGGGCAUGGGCCUCCCCGCGCUCAACCAGUCGGGCAUGCCGAUGAUGUCCGACCUUGGCAUGGGCUUUGACGGCUCGAGCUUCAUGCAGCAUGGCGGCUACAUGGGCCAAGGCAUGCCAUCGAUGGUGCCGCCGCCCAUGAACGUUGCACUAACGCCCGUCUCGACGACGUCGAGCCAGUCGCCGAUGCCAGCUGCGACCGGUGGCGCCAAGGCCAAGAAGGCGCCGGCCUCCAAGAAGCGCAAGGCGCCGCCGAGCGACACGCAGUCCAACCGGACGCGCCGACAGCCGUCGUCGGCGACUGGCACGGGCACCGCCGCCGACACGGAGGAGCAGCGCAAGGCGCGUCGCCGCGAGCAGAUUGCCAAGGCCGCGCGCAAGCAUCGCCAGCGUCAAAAGGACGAGCUCGUCGCGUUGCGCGAGAAGGUCAAGGACCUCAAGGAGCAAAUCGAGGUGCUC